AUGGAAGAAAGGGAAAAUUUAAGGUAUAACCACGAAAAUAAUAUAGGAAACAAAGUUCCUCUCAAAAGAAAUAAAAAAGAAAUUGAUUCGUUAGCAUAUUCUUUAAAGAAAAAUAUAAAAAGCAAUGACGAAUUGCACAAUAGAGCAUAUUAUUUCUUUUCUCCUGAUGAUAUAUUAGAUAAUAUAAUUUUCAAUUUGUGUCAAUAUAUACCGAAAAAUCAACAUAUACUAGAUAAAAAUGAAGAUUUUGAUAAGUGUCAAAGUUCAAAUAAUUUCUCUUAUAUAACAUCAUCUAAUACAGAUAGUUGGAAUGAUCCAACCAUUUUUGAUGACAUAAGUUUUGAUGAAGGAAAAAAAGAAAUAAUAAAAAAACAAAAAAAAGAACAAAAAAAAGAACAAAAAAAAGAACAAAAAAAUGAACAAAAAAAUGAACAAAAAAAUGAACAAAAAAAUGAACAAAAAUAUGAUCAACAAAAUGAUCAACAAAAUGAUCAACAAGAUGAACAAAAGUAUACAAACAAAAUUGAUAUUUAUUUUCCUAUUAAUAGUCAUAAUAAACAAAUCAAUACGUGUUGUGUAGAAUGGUUAGGAUAUGUAAACGAAGCUAACGGUUAUGCUGCCAUUAAAAUGGUAGGUCCUUUUAUUUCUCAGGAAUAUUAUACAUAUGUCAAUAGACUAGUUUAUUUUUUAUUUAUGAAGACAAAUUAUUAUGGAAUAGAAAAUUUUUUAAGUCAUCACAAUUUUGUUAACAAAGAUGUACCAUUAUAUAUGAAAUGUAAAAAUAAAUUAUGCAUAAAGUUAUCACAUAUAAAUGUAUCGAAUGAUUUAUAUCUUUAA
Messenger RNA from Plasmodium falciparum 3D7, 837 nucleotides. RefSeq lists its product as uncharacterized. The record is from RefSeq and is a predicted model, not a curated record. The coding region runs from base 1 to 837 and encodes 278 amino acids. The transcript has 2 exons. Lineage: Eukaryota; Apicomplexa; Aconoidasida; Haemosporida; Plasmodiidae.